CGAAUGUCGAUCCACUGACAUCUACUCACUGUGCAUGACAUUUGAGUGAGGUUGCUGUUCUGUCACUCGAAUUUACGAACCAGCUGCAACUGGUCGCCAUCCUCGGACAAGCUUGUCUGUCUCAAGUCGCAGCCUCCCUCAAUCGACAUAGUAGAAGCAGUUAUGUCCCACUUGCUCUACUGAGACCAACGUCUAUCUAAGCAGGCAGAACUUGAGUGCCUACACCCCACAGACACCUGUAAUGGAUUAUUCAACGGUUUCCAGCGACACCGACGCGCUGCACGGCCAAUCACCAUGGGGUUCAUCCUCUCCACGAGCCGACAGAUCCUUUGCCAGUCCCGCCGAUUCUCCCGCCCCCAUUCGAGGACACUCGUAUUCCCAGUCCGGAGACAGUAGUCCGGAAACCUCUUUUCCGGCCAAUGCUAGCGAAAUUAGCGACUCGACGACUCUAGUCGGUCCGGCUGUCACCCAGCCAAAUCCUUACCAACAAGCCCCCCCUCAGCAGGCACCAGUACCUGCGCAAGAAGCCCAAACUUCGACCCAGGGGCAACAGUAUUCAGGUGGACAACAGCCACGCCCUCAAGCUGCUAGAUAUCACAGUACCAAGCCACAAAGACCUGUGCCCCAAUACAAAUUACAAGCCAAGGUGACGGCCCUGGAAAGACAGGGCCGGAAGGACCCAAUCAUACGAUUUGAUGUCCAUACGAAUCUUCCCAAGUUUCGAACCACGCAGUUUCGCGACGUCCGACGGACACAUGCUGAAUUCCUUAAAUUGGCCGACCAUCUUAUCUCCUCGAACCCGGAAGCAUUAGUGCCAUCUGUGCCCCCUGCGUUGACAUCCGCGGGCGCAGGGACAGACGAGGAUGAAGUCCGGGUCAAGAAUUCGAUACAACGAUGGUUGAAUGUGGUUUGCAGUAAUGAUGUGCUUAUGCGCGAUGAGGAGAUGAUCUUCUUCGUUGAAAGCGAUUUCGGGUAUUCACCUGUGGUGAGAAUGAAACAACCAGCAACUGGAGUACGGAGGAAGGUCUUGAAACAGUUUGCACCUCCCCCGGAUGAUACCCCCGAACUUCACGAGGCACGCCCUGUUGUGAAGCUCUUCUACCUUGGUGCCCUCGAUACAGGACAGAAACUAGAACGAGUAGUCAAGGCACGACGAGCUCUUGGCCUUGCAGAGUCUUCUCUCGGAGAGAAGCUCGGCCAAAUGCACGUCCAGGAAACCCACCCUGGCCUCUCCACCGCCUAUCGCAAAUUAGGCCGUAUCAUUCAAACCACCGGAGACUACCAUGCCGCCCAAGGAACCGCCGAAGCCACUGCUCUAGGCGACUCUCUCUCCUAUCAUUCUUCAGACGCCUUCAUCGUCAAAGAAACCCUUACCAACCGACACAUCCUUCUUCGUGAACUUCUCCAAGCCGAGGCCAGUCGAAAAUCCAAGGAAUCUGCGGUCCACCGUCUCAAGUCCAGCUCAAGCGUCAAACGUGAGAAAGUCGAUGAGGCCAUUUCCGCACUAGAUGAAGCCUCAAGCCAAGAAAACUACCUGCGCUCCAAGACUCAACGCGUGACCGCGAAUCUCCUCCUCGAGAAACGACGCUGGUUCGAUCGUACCAGCAAUGAAUUUACCAUGUCACUCCGGGACUAUGUCCUACGACAAAUCGAAUUCGAACGGCGAACUCUCGCCACUCUCGAGUCGGUCAGACCGGACAUUCGAGCCAUUGACGCCAGUGGGGGACUUUCCCGACUUGGAAGGGAGAGUCACCCUGCGGUACGCCGUGUCAGCCUCGCCAGCAGUCAAGGUGCCAAGGGCGACGCCUGGUCUGGCGUGGCACGAUCGCGCGAAGCCUUGACGCGGUCUAUGAGUGGUAGCUUUGGGCCGGGCAUUAUCGCCGAGGGAAAUGAAGAUGGUGUUAAUGCUGGCAACGGCGAAGGCGCGGGUGCCGGUCAAGGUGCAGCUGGUGCAGGACGCCCAAGAAGUGGAACUGGCGCUAGUCUGAGCAGCGUCAAAGAGAAUGAAGAUGAUGAUCGCGUCGAUGCUAGAAACGCCGCAAGUCGAUUGGCUCAAAGCACAUUCUGAAAGGAAAGAGAUCCAUGAUUGGAAAUUAGAGAUUUGGUUGUCUGAAGAUCGAGGAGGACGAAGGGUUGGAGCUGUUGAGGCGAGUGUUCCAAGCCAUAUUAUCUUAAUCGCCAAUAUCUCACCUCCAACGGCCACAACACAAGUACCUGACUUUGUUUGGUACAACCACUGCAUCUAUAACACAGGAAUGGUGAUUUGAAGGAAGUCGCUUUAAUUGAUUCUGAUCAGGCGAGUGGGUGGGUGAAUUGUUGACGAUGCGAAGCAUUCAUAGAAAGACCGAGAGAGAUUCUGGAAUCACAAUUGCACAUUGAAACAAAACAAAGCAAAGCACAGAAAAGCAAAUCAU
Molecule: messenger RNA, 2414 nt
Organism: Exophiala mesophila
Lineage: Eukaryota; Fungi; Ascomycota; Eurotiomycetes; Chaetothyriales; Herpotrichiellaceae
Exons: 3
Coding region: 242-2068 (608 amino acids)
Biological process (GO): intracellular protein transport; retrograde transport, endosome to Golgi
Cellular component (GO): retromer complex; retromer, tubulation complex; endosome
Molecular function (GO): phosphatidylinositol-3-phosphate binding
Source: RefSeq, a predicted model, not a curated record